AUGGAGUCACGUGAGCAGGGCCCACGUGACCGAAGGUCCAUGUCAACAUGGCGGCCUCCACCGGGCGUGGAAUUCUCUUCCUGCUUGUGCUGUCGUGCUUCCUUCGGGAAGCGUCCGGCGGCAUCGAGGAGGGGGCCUCCCGCGAUGACGAUCUGCUGCUGCCCUACCCCCGCGCGCGCCUGCGCCCGGCCCGGGACUGCACGCCAGUGCACACCGGGAGCCUCAAGCAUGAGAGCUGGCCCCCGCCUCCAGCAAGCCACGAAGCUGGACCCCCGUCGGUGCGCACCUUCGUGUCACACUUCUCAGGACGCGCAGUGUCCGGUCACCUGACCCGGGCCGCCGCGCCCUUGCGCACCUUCUCGGUGCUGGAGCCCGGCGGUCCCGGAGGCUGCUCGCAGAAGCGCCGGGCCACAGUGGAGGAAACGGCGCGGGUGGCCACCUGCCGCAUAGCCCAGAACGGCGGCUUCUUCCGCAUGAACACGGGCGAGUGCCUGGGGAACGUGGUGAGCGACGGGCGGCGGGUGAGCAGCUCCGGGGGGCUGCAGAACGCGCAGUUCGGGAUCCGCCGCGACGGGACCCUGGUUACCGGGUACCUGUCUGAGGAGGAGGUGCUGGACACUGAGAAUCCAUUUGUGCAGCUGCUGAGCGGGGUUGUUUGGCUGAUUCGCAAUGGGAGCAUCUACAUCAACGAGAGCCAGGCCACCGAAUGCGAUGAGACACAGGAGACAGGUUCCUUCAGCAAGUUUGUGAAUGUGAUGUCAGCCAGGACAGCUGUGGGCCAUGACCAUGACGGGCAGCUGGUGCUCUUCCACGUGGAUGGACAGACAGAGCAGCGAGGCGUCAACCUGUGGGAGAUGGCAGAGUUCCUGCUGAGACAGGGUGUGGUCAAUGCCAUCAACCUGGAUGGGGGCGGCUCUGCCACUUUUGUGCUCAAUGGGACCUUGGCCAGUUACCCAUCAGAUCACUGCCAGGACAAUAUGUGGCGCUGUCCCCGCCGUGUGUCCACUGUGGUGUGUGUGCAUGAACCUCGCUGCCAGCCCCCUGACUGCAGCGGCCAUGGGACAUGCGUGGAGGGCCACUGCAAGUGUGAGGGGCGCUUUUGGCGGGGCACUGCCUGCAGCGAGCUAGACUGCGGCCCCGCCAACUGCAGUGACCACGGCCUGUGCACAGAAGCUGGCUGCCGCUGCGAUGCUGGAUGGACGGGGUCCAACUGCAGCGAAGAAUGUCCCCUUGGCUGGUAUGGUCCAGGCUGCCAGAGGCCUUGCCAGUGUGAGCACCAGUGUCCUUGUGACCCCCAGACAGGCAACUGCAGUGUCUCCCCAGUGAAGCAGUGUCUACAGCCAUUGGAGGUCACCCCUAGGGCAGGAGAGUUCUCCUUUUUCUCCAGGACCACCUGGCUGGCACUCACCCUGACCCUGGUGUUCCUGCUGCUACUCAGCAUUGUGGCCAACGUAUCCUUGCUGCUGAGCUCCAGGGCAGAGAGGAACCGGCACCUGGACGGGGACUACGUGUACCACCCACUGCAGGAAAUGAAUGGGGAGCUCCUGGCCACAGAGAAGGAGCAGCCUGGGGACACCCACAGCCCCUUCAAGGACUGACCCCUGAGCCACCCAGAUGACCCAUCCAAAGGCUCAGAGAGCCACAGUCCAGCUUCAGCAAGGGAGAGUCCAGAGCCACUGAUGGGGGCCCUGCAGGUGGCCUCUGCUCCCAGCACUCCAGACGCCUGAUGGCACUUUGCCCCAGCCUUCGCCUAUUCAUCUGCUGGGGCAUGUGCCACGCCAGCAAUACAAUGUCCCAGAGAGACCACGCCUGCUUCCCCACCUGCCUGUAUCUGCUACUCAGAGACCUGUACCCUAGGGGGUCUGUGCUGCUGCCAAAGAGUCCCCAGUCUCCUGGGAAGAGGUGCUAGUGAGCGGAACUCACUGAUAGAAUCAUGUUGGGCAGAUCCCAGCCACCCCGCUGCACAGGGGUGAGUUACAGGUACGAGUCUCCUGGCCACAUCAUGCUGACCUCAUCACAAAUUUGCCAGCUAGAAUUGUUUUGCAUUCAUGGGAAGCUCCUCAGGAAAAGGAAAGGCAGGAGAGAUGGUGUUGCCCUUUUUAUGGAUCUGCUGUUUUGUCUUCCUGCUGCCAGAGGAUUUUUUUAUUACCUGAAUAAAUUGGUACUAAAAGGA
Octodon degus (degu) is the source of this 2173-nucleotide messenger RNA. RefSeq names its product N-acetylglucosamine-1-phosphodiester alpha-N-acetylglucosaminidase (gene Nagpa). NCBI's taxonomy places the organism in Eukaryota, Metazoa, Chordata, Mammalia, Rodentia, Octodontidae. The record is from RefSeq and is a predicted model, not a curated record. The coding region runs from base 48 to 1598 and encodes 516 amino acids. The transcript has 10 exons.